Larimichthys crocea (large yellow croaker) is the source of this 4286-nucleotide messenger RNA. RefSeq lists its product as uncharacterized. The coding region runs from base 2346 to 2984 and encodes 212 amino acids. The transcript has 5 exons. NCBI's taxonomy places the organism in Eukaryota, Metazoa, Chordata, Actinopteri, Sciaenidae. The record is from RefSeq and is a predicted model, not a curated record.
UUGAUUGACGGGCGAAACGACGGCGUUGGCAAUGAUAUAGUGGUUAAUGAUGUCGAGUCUUCAUCAUGGACCAAAGUAAAAAAACAAAGGAGCAUCAGGUGCCCAGUUUAGAAAACGAAGAAAAGAAGAAGAGCCAAAGAUAAAAGGUGUGCAGAUUUGCUGCUGAAGCUUAUUAAAACGUCUGGAACUGUUCAGAUGGUAUUAGGAUGUGUAAUUUCAUUUAUCUUGUGUUUUGUGUGUUCUUGUUACCAGGGAGUAGCCAGGACCGCCUCUGCUGCAGACACACCACAGCUGCCAGUAAUGCAGUUAUACAGUCAUGGGCGUUAUGUAUUGGUUGUUUUUUUGAGGGUGUGGAUCUUGACAGCGGUACAGCUAUGUUUGGACUCCAGUCAGUGUAAACAUCUCUCAUUUUCAGCUUACUCCACUCAGUGGCAUUCAAGCUGGUUUCCAUGUUUUACCCCCUUGAUGGGCAUGAACCAAUCAGCACACAUCUAUGAUGACGAUUGACAUAUAAAGACAAUGAUUUAAUGUAACUGUUGGUUACAGCAAUAGGACCCAACGCUAUUUUAACAAUAAUUCUGUUUCUCACGUCACGGUCACAUAGUUUAGAAAUGAAUGUUACACAACUGACAACAAACAUUUUUAAUGUGUGUAGAAGUCUGUAUGGUUAUAUGAUAGCAGCCUGGUGUCACUUUCAGCUGAUUUAAGCAAUGCCAAAAAGCAAUGCCAAAAGCAAAACACAGAUGCUCAGAUGCUGCUGGCUCCAGAUACUGCAGUUAUUUCACAAACUGAAGGUGAGGCCUUUUACUGUAAGGUUCACUCACAUUCAUCAGCACAGCUCAAUGCAGACAGGUUUACUGACAUUAACUACAUUAAAACGCUGUGCUAGUUCUGCUUGAAAACAACAGCUCUGAUAUAACCGCAUUGGCAGGUUCCUUACAACUGUGGGUUUAUUUUCUGUUAUCUCAACUAAUGUGCAUCGUGGUCUUAUGUGAACUUAUGACCCUGGAGUGGAGCAAACAAGAGUUUAAUUUUCAAUAAAUGGAAAAAAACCUGACAUGAAAAUCUCAAAACAAAUAUACAGUAUUCACACCGAUAUAAAGAGGGAGAUUACUGAACUACAAAAACUGAUUGUUUCGUUUUGAGACAUAUAUUCAAAGUAUUUGAAAGUCAGUUUGACGUUAUGUACAGUAUGUCACACUGCAGAACACAUGUGCCAUUGUGUUGUGAAAGAAUUCGCCUUCUUUGCAUUACAAUCGAGUUGGUAGGGAGGUCACACAGUGUCUCUUUGUGCGUUCGGCUGAUUAGAGCUAGACCAGACCAGACCAGACCAGAUCUGCAGCUGCAGCUGUCUCAGGGACAAAUUCAAGGCUACUAGAUCAGCCUUAUUUUGUUAGCGUUACGUUAGAUUUUAGACUAGGUUAGGUAAACAUUAUACAUGUUUGUAAAGGAAGAAACCGUGAGAAUUGGAGUGACUCCUCUAAUGAUGGAUGGCUUCACAGAACAGGUUUCUAACAGUACCGCCACUGUCUGAAACGAAAAUUGCAAACUCCUGUUUCAUUUUCAUCUGAUACGAGCCACACAGUCUCAGUUUCAAACGGCUCUGUUUGCAUUUUCUUUUUCGUUGGUAAAGAUCCAAAUUCGUUUGUACGUGAGGGCACACUGAAAAUUUGAUGAUCUGUGAGUGGAUUUUCAAACAUUAAAAUGGAGACCAUGAGGGUAGAACGGCACAAAUGCAGGCUGAGCAAAGUGUCUGGUAUGUAUGGUCUUCAACAAAUGUCUGAGUAAAGACUCACAGCAUAAAUGUCAACAUCAAAGAAUGACACACACACGCCAUAGCAUGCAUUAUGGCUAACACCUUGACUACUUCCGUGAUGGAAACAGGAAAUGUGGGUGUGAGGGUCCUUAUCAGGUUUAAACUGACACUGACAGAGCUAGUUUAACUUUGAUUAUCAUCAUAUAUACAUCUUUUCUUUUCUUUUUCUGGCAUAAAUUUAAGAGCUUUGGUGCUUAGAGCAAGAGAACAAGACAAAACGGCAAACUACGGCUCACUACUGGUAAGUCACUAUAUUUAUCGUGCUGUGCCUGGGUUUGGAAAUGAUGUCAUAUUCUUUCUGAUUCUGACUCUUAUUUGACAUCACAUGACACUCUUGUUGAAAUUUUGUGUUAUCUUUACCUUGUUCGUCUGUCUCUAUUCAUCGGUACUGCUUGCCAUCUUGGCCACGACACUCGUGAAAACUCUGAAUUGAGACUUGGUUAAAUAAAGUAUAUUUUCGGAGCUGACCAGAUUAUAUAGUUACAUAAACAUGAUGUUUGAAAUGUAACUAUCUUUGUUUCAAGGUGGGAUGGAGGAUUUUUCUAAACAUUCGGCCUUCAGCUGGACCUUUUCUCUGAUUUGCUACAUGUUGUGGAUUUCCUCACCAGCAGAAGGAAAAACCAUCUCAGAAGUGGUGGGCAGCAGAGUGAUCCUGCACUGUCCCAACAAUUCAAUCAACACGUCCGUUCAGCUGGUGUGGAAGAUGAACGAUGUUCUACUGUUCAGCUUGAAUCCGAAGCUCAAAAGAUUAUACGAGAAUCCUAACGCUUCCAGACUCAACAUGAAUAUGUCGCAGUCAGAGGACCAACUGCACAAACUAAUCAUAGAGAGAGCCCAGACAUUUCAUACAGGAAACUACACCUGUGAGGCCGCCAGCGUCGACGGCGGAGCUCAGUCAGAGACCUGGGAGCUGAUAAUUAAAGAGCCGUCUGGUGAAAAUUGGCCUAAGCUAAUCGUUGUUGUGGCAACUACUGUUCCUUGUGUGUGUUUCCUCAUCUUUAUAAUCGUUUUGGCCAUUCUGCAUAGAGUCUGCAAACGGCACACAGAAAAUAUCACUCAACCUCCCUCUGCGGACACGAAACCAGAAGAAAUUUAUGAAAACUGCCUGGAAGCUGUCCCAGAACGAAACUAUAUCCAACCUUAUCGUUCGAGAGACCGGGCUCACUAAUAUGAGGAACACAUAAAAGAGAAGUGGGAACUGCAAAAAAGAAGAAGAAAGGACUAAAGACAUUAAUUAUGCUGCCCACAGAUGGAAGUGUGGUUGCCGCUGUGACUGUUGACACUCGUUGGUGGUAACGUGCCGUUAAAGACGAAGAACUGCUCAGACAUCCCCCACCCUCUACACCUCCUCUGUAUAUAAUACAUAUAAUUUAAGCUUCCUUUUCAAUAAAUGUUAUCUAUGUAACGGAAAGUAUAAAAACCUUUUCUGGUAAUUCGCGGGGGCUGCGCCUUAAUUUACACAUCAUCUAUUUUUUUGAGGGGUCUCCACCAAGUCCUGAGUGAAAUAUCUGACUCUUUAGCAGCUGAAUGCUUCACUGUGUUCACCAGCUAGUUGUUAACUUUUGUCUAGAAAUAUAACAUCUGCAUCUCCCAGCACCAGAGGUUGCCACUUGUCAGUAACAGGGCUGGGUUUAGUUUGGCCUUCUAACACACAGCCAGUCUUUCAUCCAUCUUUGCCUUUCAUUGUCCUGCCACUGCACUGUGACAGAAAAAAAGCUGUUGGAAUGUGUGGUUCACGACACAUCCACCUACUGAACUAAAAAAAGACAUGUUUUAAAUAUAAGCUGCAGUGAAAGCAGCACAGACUGAGUUAUUUUGACUUAUCUGUCGUCUGGAUCGCGCUCAUUUCAUAAAAUAUCACCAGAAUCUUUUAUUCAGGCCUUUCCUGACCCCUAAAUGUCAGGAAAGUGUUCUACUGUAGCAGUUGUAUUAUUAGCCUAAGGACGGGACAAGCUCCCAAGCUGUAGGGUGUGUGCGUUGCUUCCACUUAGCAACAGUUGCAGUUCAUGCACCGUUGGAAAAAAACGGUUGAUAGCAUUUCAAAAGAAAAAAAAUGAGCUUAUCUGGAAUGCAAACACCACCACGCCUUACACAUACUCUAUCUGAAUAAUUACCUCAGUAAUAAACAUAUUGAUUAAUUGGGGCUGUUAUCACUUAAGUGUCUUUUAGCUGAAGACAGAUGUCUGCCGUGGCUCUAAUCAAGGAUAAUCAGGAUCACAGAACUGCAGGCCAGAAAACAAUGAGCUAAAAGAGGCUAAAAUGUGAAAUUCUAAAACAUUUAAACUCAACAGCAUCUUUGUUUAGACUCCUACAUGACCCAUUUAUUUCGACAUGACUCCACUCUAGUAAUGGUCAUGUGUUUUUUGUGCCCUAAUAUUGGCUCCCACCCACAGAAUGACAGUGUGGUAUGGGGAAAAAAAUAAUGUGAUUUAAAGUAAUUUUUUUUCCACCUGAUAUUUUUAUAUAUCAU